AUGUUCGUCCUGCUCCUCCCACAAGCACGCGGCUGCCACCACCUCGCAGCCGCCGCCGCCGCCGCCCCGCAGCCGCAGUCUACGCCGCCGCUGACAGCGCCACCCCUCCCCCCGUCGCUGCCCCGGCCCCGGCCUCUCCGUCGCAGCCUCGAGGCGCCGCUGCCCCCGCGAGCCGCCGCCGUCGCUGGGAUCGCCGGCAUCAUCCAACUCCUACCUGACGAGCGCCGCCCGAGAUCACGGCGGACGCGUCUUCUGCCUCCUCAUCCAUGUCGCCUCCUUCAAUCGCUUUUGUGGCCGUCGACGAUCCAAGAUGAAAUGGUCAGUGCCAUGUGUGAAGAUAGGAGGUUGGGCUGCUAUGAACAUAGCAGGUGGCUAAAAAUGGCGCACAUAACAGCCUCCAGCUUUGGUUAUGGAGAUGGUGAAGGGCUUGAGAGGUUUAGAAAGCAGAGGAUGCAUUGAGAAGACAUCUUAUUAGCACAUGGAUUUGUAAAUUUCACUUGUGGUAGUGGCCUGAUGUUAUGUGCAUACAUCUCUUGGGGUCUAAAUCAAUACAUGCAUCUUGGGGCCUGAUGUUAUGUGCAUACAUCUCUUGGGGUCUAAAUCAAUACAUGCAUCUUGGGGCCUGAUGUUAUGUGCAUACAUCUCUUGGAUUCUUUGUUUUGUUUUUGCUUAUUCCAUACUGCUGUUGGAUUCUC
This is a messenger RNA of Lolium rigidum, 695 nucleotides long. Its product is annotated as putative bifunctional UDP-N-acetylglucosamine transferase and deubiquitinase ALG13. NCBI's taxonomy places the organism in Eukaryota, Viridiplantae, Streptophyta, Magnoliopsida, Poales, Poaceae. The transcript is spliced from 4 exons. The record is from RefSeq and is a predicted model, not a curated record. The coding region runs from base 1 to 459 and encodes 152 amino acids.